UGUCUCCAGAAGCAUGUCCUCAGACAUGCAGCCACGGUGCGAUGAAGCGGACCAAAAGACGCCACCAGCAUGACGGCAUGAAAGCAGUGGCCAUGGCUUUAAACCAUGAAGCUGGAGCCAGAUACGCUCAUCGCUUCCUCCUGUCAAAGAAAGACUCUGUGGUGCCAAACUGAACGCACACCAUCCGAAUAUGUCAACCGAGCGCAAGAAAGCCCAACGGACUGCUUAACACUCGCUGUUCCAUCUGAGUAGGAGGUGGCGACAAAAGACCAAAUGCCAUGGAUGUACUCAAUUUCACAUUCUGGAAUGCCUCUGAAGGCAAUGAGACAGAACCUGUGGAAGAGGGGGAAAGCGCCUACAAGACCGUGGAGGUGGUGUUCAUCGUCUUGGUGGCUGGCUCGCUCAGUCUGGUUACAGUUAUUGGAAAUAUCCUGGUCAUGCUUUCCAUCAAAGUUAAUAGGAACUUACAGACUGUCAACAACUAUUUUUUAUUCAGCCUUGCAUGUGCUGACCUAAUUAUUGGACUGUGCUCGAUGAACUUGUACACGGUCUACAUAGUAAUAGGCUACUGGCCCCUGGGCCCGGUGGUGUGCGACUUGUGGUUAGCCUUGGACUAUGUUGUCAGCAAUGCGUCGGUCAUGAAUCUUCUCAUCAUAAGCUUUGACAGAUACUUCUGCGUCACCAAGCCCCUCAGCUACCCCGUCAAACGGACCACCAAAAUGGCGGGAAUGAUGAUCGCUGCAGCCUGGGUCCUAUCCUUCAUCCUCUGGGCGCCUGCUAUUCUCUUCUGGCAGUUCAUUGUCGGUGGGCGGACAGUACCUGAGAAGGAGUGCUACAUCCAGUUCUUUUCCAAUGCUGCUGUCACUUUCGGCACAGCCAUUGCCGCCUUUUACCUGCCCGUCAUCAUCAUGAUUCAGCUCUACUGGCAGAUCUCCAGAGCGAGCAAGAGCCGCGUGAAGAAGGAUAACCGCAAGCCAUCAGGAGCCGCCCCAGAGCCUCUGUCGCCUGGACAGAGGAGGAACAACUCUCCAAAACCCAACAAUAACAACGUACCGGGGGAGGAUGCGGGGCAUUCCCAGCAUCAGAAUGCUGAGGACGGGGCUAACCAGCAUGAUGGAAAACUGCAGAACGGCAAAGGACCUUCUUCCACCACCGCCGAGGGGGAAACCGAAGGCGACGAUGGGGCAAGGGAGAACUGCGCUCCCGGAGAGGAGAAGGAGAGCUCCAAUGACUCCACGUCUGGCAGCGUGGCUGCUUCCAACCAGAAGGACGAGGAACCAGCCGCAUCCACAGCCAACUCCAGCGCUGAGACAAGCCAGCCGCUCCCACGUCAGCGAGCCAAGGCCGGGGGCUCCAAGCUGACCUGCAUCAAGAUCAAGACUAAAUCGCCCAAGGGUGACUGCUACACGCCGUCUAACGCCACCGUGGAGAUCGUCCCGACCUCGGAGCGGCAGAACCACGUGGCGCGCAAGAUCGUGAAGAUGACGAAGCAACCUCCGAACAAGAAGAAGAAAGCGGCGCCAUCACGGGAGAAAAAAGUUACCCGCACCAUCAUGGCCAUCCUGGUAGCUUUUGUAGCCACCUGGACUCCUUAUAAUGUGAUGGUGCUCAUUAACACCUUUUGCUCCAGCUGCAUCCCCAACACAGUGUGGACUAUUGGUUACUGGCUGUGCUACAUCAACAGCACCAUCAACCCGGCCUGCUACGCCCUGUGCAACGUCACGUUUAAAAAGACAUUCAAACAUCUCCUCCUCUGCCAAUAUAAAAAUAUUAGGUCGGCCAGAUAAAUACGGGCCACUCGGGAGGAGGAAUUGAAGUAUGAGUUGCCUCCGUGUGUGUGUGUUUGAGUGUCCUCCAUCAAUAUGUGUGUCUGUGAAAGGACUUCACGUGUUCACGCAUGGUAAAGACUGCAAGAGUAUAUUUUAAAAAUCACCUUCCAUCCUUUUAUCAUUAGUUUUCCAAUUUCUCUCAAUAACCGGUUGUAGCACUUUACACGAAUCCAACUGAAGCCAGUUGCGUUGGGAUGUGUUGUGCAGGAGCAGCAUCGAUAAGGAAGGCUGUGAAAAAAAAAAUCUGUGUUACAGAAGGUCAACAGGCUCAAAAAACAAGUGUUUAUCCAGGAACAGGAAGUGACACUUAAAAAAAAUAAAAAAUGGCAAAGAGCAGAGGAAAAAUCUGUAAGAAAACACAGGAAAACUUCAAAAUGGGAAAAUAGGGCUGACUGAAUUUACAAACCUCAGAAGUUUGAAGUUCAGUGAAGAUACCUGUAGAUAACUGUACAUAUCGGUGUAUAUUCUAUUUGUGUGUGCACAUGUAGGUGUGUGUGCUGGCUCUGCGUCUGUGUGCACACCCACUUGUGCCCCUCUGCCUGCCUUCUCUCUGCGUGUGAUCAUCAUCAUCAUGCCACUUCCAACCAGCAACAUGUAGAACACAUUUGGGCCUCUUUUUCUGUGUAGAUUGCCUCUGACAUGGUCACAUCAGGACUGGAAGCUAUCCCAUCUAACGGCGAGCCCCAGUGGAAUGAGCUGCCAUCAAUACAUGAUAGACGUAUAAAUAUAUUGAAGUUGCACUUGUUCCGGCCAAUGUCCAAAACUAACAACUCACAUCCAGAAAUAUUUUCGAGCCUAAAAUGUCAAGUUCAAUAUCUGUCUCCAAAUUUCUGCCUCCACACCAGAACUGUGGUGGUAAAUGCAAUUUGUUUGUGCUCACAUGAAAAAAAAAAUAUUGUGAUGAUUAACCAUGUAGUUGUCCAAAAGAUGAAGCUAUACUCAAGUAUAACCGUUCACUUGAACCUGUCAAAUAAAACUCCCUCUGCUGGAACAUUCUCACCCCCAACUUGUCACAUACAGAUGUUUGGUUGUGACCUGUUGCCAUGAAUUUUAAUCGCACCGAUUACCCCACUAGUGUACAGUUUUGUUUUGUUUUAAAUAUUAGCAGGAGAGCUAAUAUAUAGUCUGACAAGGUUUGUAAGGAUGUUAGUCAGACACAAGAAUGUCACUGUCUUCUAGGGAUGCAAAUUUGAAACCAUUUUCUUAACCGCCACAAUAUCAAUCAGUACUUGAUUAAUCACUAAGACAUACAAAGUAUAGUGGAUGAUUUUCCAUUUGCAAAUGAGGCCAUUUUUAAUCAUUUUUAUCCUUUGCCGUAAAAUCAGUAAGGUUACACUUGGCUUUUGAGACACUGUCCCAGUAAACUAUGCUGGGUGGAAGCUGUUAACUGCCACAGAAGUCUUUGUCAUGGUGGCCCGUUGCUAGCUAAACACCCACAAUGCUCUCUCCAUGACAAUAUGGUGCUGUUCAAGCGACUACACCCUCAGGUUGCUGCAGUGUUAAAUACAGGAAACGAGCUGCAGCCUCAUUGCCAGGAAGAGGUUCCACCUGGUGGCACAACCAGGUACUACAGCUAAUGUACGACAUGUUUUCUGACAUGCUUGUUCCUCAUCUUGUGCUUUAUCGCUUAAUAUAUAUUAAUCAGUUGAGCAAUUAAUUGAGUAGCACUAAACAUUGGCAUCCCUAGUUUACUUACUUUUCUUCUUUUUUUUUUGGCAUUCUUUGGUCAAGUUUAGACAGCAAAAGUUUAUAGUUUGCAAAAAGAAUUCAGGACAUUUUAGUGGGCAUAAUUUUCCCGUCUGUAACAACUAUCUCCUUUAUUUUCAUUCUUACGAUGGUGAUGAGUCCUGACACACACCACAUGAUUAGUUUCCUGUAAAUGAGCGACAGUGACAAAAACAGAACAGUAAAUUUGGAUGCGAUGCUAUUGCAUCUUUUUCUGUUU
Molecule: messenger RNA, 3774 nt
Organism: Stegastes partitus (bicolor damselfish)
Lineage: Eukaryota; Metazoa; Chordata; Actinopteri; Pomacentridae
Gene: chrm2a
Product: cholinergic receptor, muscarinic 2a
Exons: 3
Coding region: 279-1787 (502 amino acids)
Biological process (GO): regulation of smooth muscle contraction; chemical synaptic transmission; G protein-coupled receptor signaling pathway, coupled to cyclic nucleotide second messenger
Cellular component (GO): plasma membrane; synapse; dendrite
Molecular function (GO): G protein-coupled acetylcholine receptor activity; G protein-coupled serotonin receptor activity
Source: RefSeq, a predicted model, not a curated record